CAUCGCCUCCCUCGACGAGCAAUGUUAGCGGAUAUAGGGUCAGGCUGGAAAAAAGCUAGCGGCGGUCAAACAAAAACUUGGCAUCAGUCAAUGAAAUCCACAACAGUUGGUCUAAGCCACGUAGGAAGGUGUAGACUUCCAGGCUGGGGUCCUCGGGACGGUAAAAAUCUAUGGUUGGAAACAAUUGGUGACAUGGCUCAAAAUCGUUCUCAGUGGCGCAGAUGCAUCCACUCCCUGUGACUUAUGAUCUUCAAUGAAACUGUUUUGUAUUUCUUUAUUACUCCUUUGUCUCACACCUCUGCUCACUGUUUCUAUUAUGCUUUUCUUGUACUUUCUUCUCUUGCUUCGCGUGCUACACGGAAUGUGGCGACUUGAACUUCCGCACAUUUGUGCAAAGUUCUAUGUCGAAAACAGACAGACAGACCAAUUGUCUGUAACCAUCAUUGGUUUUUACCAUCCAUCCCGAGGACCCCGACCAGUCAGUCAGGCAAUCUACACACCUCCCUGGGUGACUGGUCGGUUUAAACUGUUAUGGAUUUCACUGAGUGAUGAAGCCAUGUUUUGUUUUGACCACCACUAGAUCUUUAAUAGCCUGAUCUUAUUUCGACUGACAUCGCCCGUCUUGGAAGGCAAUCGAUGGCUAGGGAUGCAUGUGUAACUAAGUUUAUCUGUGUCGCUUUCAGUUGAUUAGUACUUAAGUUUCACAAAACUGACCUGUAUUGAAACAUCUAACACAACUA
Trichobilharzia regenti is the source of this 740-nucleotide messenger RNA. The record is from the annotation of a GenBank genome assembly. NCBI's taxonomy places the organism in Eukaryota, Metazoa, Platyhelminthes, Trematoda, Strigeidida, Schistosomatidae.